CUCCCGGGCCAGGGCUCAAACCCGUGUCUCCUGCGCCGGCAGGUGGAUUCUUAACCACUGCGCCACCAGGGAAGCCCCAAGCUCCUCACUUUAAAGAUGAAGUAAAUGAGCCCCAGGAAUUGUGAGCGGUGUGCCCCAGGUUACGCUGCUGGUUGAUGACAGAGAUGGAUCCCGGGGCUCUUAACUCUCACUUCUGUAGUCUCUCUCGUUGCAUCUUUACCUGAAUCAGUUUGAAAAUAAAGAAUUCUAAACUCAGAAAACCAACUAGUACCACUUAACCCGCUUUUUUGCAUUAAUAACUGUUUUGGCUCAGGAAUCAUAAAGCGAGGCCAUUACAUCACUGCUGCCUCAAAAUGCAGUAACCAUGGUUCACUUGGACUGUGUGUCUGAAGGUAAUGGAACACGGCACAACGCUCCUCAUGGUCGCCUCCUAUGCUGGCCACGUAGGCUGUGUAAGGGAGCUCAUCCUGCAGGGAGCUGACAUCAAUCUCCAGAGAGAGUCAGGUACAACUGCCCUGUUCUUUGCUGCUCAACAAGGACAUAAUGAUGUUGUGAGAUUUCUCUUUGAAUUUGGAGCAUCCACUGAAUUUAGGACCAAAGACGGGGGCACUGCCCUGCUGGCCGCCAGUCAGUAUGGGCACAUGAAGGUGGUGGAGACCUUGCUGAAGCACGGAGCCAACAUCCACGACCAACUUUAUGAUGGAGCCACCGCACUCUUCCUAGCUGCCCAAGGUGGUUAUUUGGAUGUGAUUCGAUUACUGUUGUCCUCAGGAGCAAAAGUCAACCAGCCCAGGCAGGACGGCACGGCGCCGCUGUGGAUCGCGUCGCAGAUGGGCCACAGCGAGGUGGUACGGGUCAUGCUGCUGCGCGGAGCCGACCGCGACGCCGCCCGCCACGAUGGUACAACAGCAUUACUGAAAGCAGCCAACAAAGGGUAUAAUGAUGUUAUAAAAGAGUUGCUGAAAUUCUCACCCACCCUCGGUAUUUUGAAGAACGGGACCUCGGCACUCCACGUGGCCGUGCUCAGCGGAAAUAUUAAGGCAGUCGCGCUGCUCCUGGAAGCAGGGGCAGACCCAGCCCUGAGAAACAAGGCCAAUGAACUUCCGGCAGAACUAACCAAAAAUGAACGUAUAUUGCAUCUCCUCCGAAGUAAAGAAGGACACAGGAAGAGCUAACUUAGCUUCAUAUUCGACUGAAAGAUAGAAACCUUAAUCAUAUUGUCCAAAAAGAAAUUGCUUUUCAAAUAGUGUUGGAAAUUCCUAGAAGAAUGAAAACGCCCAGAAUGCCCAUGCUGGGUCCCUGACCAAGAAGAGCUGUGCUUUGUGCCCUGAGUCAAGAGCAGAGCAGCUCAGGGACCCCUUCCUCUCAUGUAGUGGGCUUCUCACACUGGCCUGUAGCCCCACUCCAGGGGGCCUGGCACGUUCGUGGAUUCCACAGAAACUCGUUUUAAACUACAUCAACUUGGGUCUUUCAGUUAAACUCUAAGACAGAGUUAAACCCUCUGUCUUAAAAAUAGAAACAGAAAGCUUUGUUCCUUUAAAAAGACUGAAA
Messenger RNA from Balaenoptera musculus (blue whale), 1551 nucleotides. RefSeq names its product ankyrin repeat domain 29 (gene ANKRD29). Bases 396 to 1175 code for a protein of 259 amino acids. The transcript has 9 exons. Gene Ontology annotation, cellular component: membrane; axon initial segment; synapse. The record is from RefSeq and is a predicted model, not a curated record. Gene Ontology annotation, biological process: protein localization to ciliary inversin compartment; negative regulation of delayed rectifier potassium channel activity; neuronal action potential. Gene Ontology annotation, molecular function: RNA nuclease activity; RNA binding; transmembrane transporter binding. Lineage: Eukaryota; Metazoa; Chordata; Mammalia; Artiodactyla; Balaenopteridae.